CCUGUGUGACAAAAACAGCCGUCACCAUGCCUCAGUCUGCAGAGUCCCACUGUGAGACCAUCUCCACCAACCGCAACUGUACCAUAGAGAUCACCAACGUGAGCUCCGUCUACUGUCUCGUCAACCCAAAAGUUCACAUGGAAAGUGGCUUUGCCUUCAGUCCUCCGCAGCCCACCGUCCGCGCAACCAUGACCGAGCUGUGCUCUUUCACCAAGGACGACAACACAGCGUCGGGCGCCGUGGGCGUCUUGACCUAUGAGCUGUUUGACAUGCGCAACCGCAGCGGCACCGAGCUGAUGGCUGUCAUGUUCUCAGUGCCCUUUGACUACAACCUCUACAAGAACUGGCUGGGAGUGGGCAUCUUUGAGCACAACACAGCCUGCGAUAAGAAGCUGUUUGAGCUCAUGUACAACAGCAAGGAUUUCACCAAGUUUGUGCGGCAGCAGGCCAACGGCUCCGGGCUGAAGUACAGUGGGAAGGUGGUGGACGUCAGGGCCUCCAUGUCUGAUGAGGGCAAGGCUAUUAUUAAACUGGAGCUGUACGACAAGAUGGGCAGAUGA
This is a messenger RNA of Monopterus albus (swamp eel), 560 nucleotides long. RefSeq names its product DELTA-thalatoxin-Avl1a-like. Gene Ontology annotation, cellular component: pore complex. The transcript is spliced from 3 exons. The record is from RefSeq and is a predicted model, not a curated record. Gene Ontology annotation, molecular function: channel activity. NCBI's taxonomy places the organism in Eukaryota, Metazoa, Chordata, Actinopteri, Synbranchiformes, Synbranchidae. Bases 27 to 560 code for a protein of 177 amino acids. Gene Ontology annotation, biological process: monoatomic cation transport; pore complex assembly; cytolysis in another organism.